UUUUCGCUCGUCAUCUCCUUGUUUUAAUAAAUUGAAAAUUUUCCUAGGUAGAAAUUGUGACCAAGUAAAGGAUGGAAUACACGCGCCUGGACUACUGAAAACUACAACACAACUGGAAAGCGUUGAGUUUAUAUUCCGGCAACUCUUGGAAUCAAAAUCAUUGUCAUUUCUCGCGAUGUUUGGACCUCCACGAUUGGGACCACCGGGCUGCGCACCGCCGCCAAUGUGCCUGCCAUCAGUGCGACCGCCGGUGGUGUGCCCACCCCCGAUUGUGUGUCCUCCUCCGCCUGUACGUCCGCCUGUAUGCCCGCCUCCUCCGGUGUGUCCACCCCAACCUCUUGCUUGUCUACCUCCGGUUCAUCCGUCGCUGCCCGUUGUUGUACCCCCGCCACCUCCACCAGUGGUGAUACCGCCGCCACCGCCAGUUGUUCCGCCUCCUAAACCACCCGUUCAUCCGCCGCCACCACCGGUCGUACCCCCACCACCCAAACCGCCCCCUCCCAUACCUCCGCCUCCGAAGCAGCCGCCUCCGCCAACCAAGCCGCCUCCUACCGCUCCUCCACCAACUAAACCGCCUCCCACCAAACCACCUCCUACUAAGCCUCCACCAACCAAACCACCUCCCGAGUGCCCGCCCCCAAAGCAACCGCCUCCCACCUGUCCUCCGCCGGAAAAACCACCUCCGAAAUGCUCGCCGCCUACUGCACCGCCACCGGAAAAACCUCCGCCCACUUGUCCUCUGCCGACUAAACCACCUCCUGAGUGUCCUCCCCCACUUAAGCCACCUCCCGAGUGCCCGCCGCCGACUAAACCUCCGCCAGAAUACCCUCCACCAGGAAAACCCAAUUGUCCGCCGGAAAAACCUCCUCCCGAGUGUCCUAAACCACCACCAGCAUGCCCACCUCCGACUAAUCCUUCUCCUCCAGAGUGUCCGCCUCCAGAUAAACCGCCUAGCAAAGAGUGCCCACCACCACCGGUCCAUCCAGUUCCUGACAAACCCUAUCCAACUCAACCAGGAUCGCCUCGAAAAUGCCCCCCUCCUUGUCUACCUCCCUCUACCUGUCCUCCUGGAACAGAUUCCAAGCCCACUGAUGGAAUGCCAACAACGAAACCAACGUCCAAUUCUGUUAAUACUUCUCCUCCCGAUACGAAGACGAGCAGAACGACUGUGGCUGUUGGUGUCGGCAGUCGGUGCUACCGUUGGAGGGAGCACAAACACCUCAGAAGCGGCGACAGAUACAAGUGGAGACCUCGUCGACUCUCUCGGCGUCAAACUCUCCACUGGAUGCUUAUACAAAAUCCGUUUUGCUGAUGGCACUGAACUUGGUUUUGGUCACCUCGGGUUGGGUAGCACAAUCGGCCAUGUUCCGCUCGUCACUCCCUGUAAGAGCAACAGGUGGGGCCAUCUUCUCCCUCGGGGGUACAUGGAAACCAGGAAGCGUAGGGUAUCUAAAAGGGAAGUAUUCCGGGUUGGAUG
Molecule: messenger RNA, 1477 nt
Organism: Desarmillaria tabescens
Lineage: Eukaryota; Fungi; Basidiomycota; Agaricomycetes; Agaricales; Physalacriaceae
Exons: 3
Coding region: 176-1312 (378 amino acids)
Source: RefSeq, a predicted model, not a curated record